CAUGUUUCAAUAAGUCAGAACCGUAUAUUUGUGUCGAUGGUCAGAACCGAACCACGGCGGUGUGCUUUAAGGAAGGAUUUUUUUUCUUUACAAAAUCAGAAAGUUCGGUUUGAAUAAACUUUGGGUCAGAUACUCGGUCCAGAACGAGCGGAACGAACAGAAAUGUUCGGGUCCUGCUGUGAGCCGUCUCCCCCUAUCGGAGGGUUCGGGUCCUGCUCCGGCCAGCCGGACCGGUUCGGUCAGCGGUGAGGAAUGCGCAGCGGGCACUGAGCAGCUGCUGCUGACGCGGAAAGUCGUUCUUCUUUCUGACUCCAGAACUUCCAGAGGCCUAACCUUCCCGGUCACCCUGUAGCAGGAUGUCCUCCACCGCUGAACUGCCCUACCUCAUCUACACAACAUUACCCACAAUGCACUCCUCCAGUCCAGGGCUGCACACCGUGGAGCUCAACGCCACCGUGUGCCAGGACUGGGAGCAUAGCCACCAUCUGUUAUUCCAUCUGGGGAAUGUGUCCCUGCUGCUGGGCCUGCUGAUCCCCACCACCCUGGGUCUGCACAUGAUCCUGCUGCGCCUCUUCCUGAUGACAGGAUGCAGCCUCUUCAUCGCCUGGGCCACUCUGUACCGGUGCAACCUGGAUGUGAUGGUUUGGAAUGUAGUGUUUCUGGUCGUUCACUUCAUGCACUUCUUCUUCCUUCUGUACAAGCGCAGACCGAUUAAGAUUGACAGGGAGUUGCGGUCUGUCUACAAGCGGAUGUUUGAGCCACUCCAUGUUCAGGAGGCUUUAUUCCAGAGACUCACUGGACAGUUCUGUACCAUCCAGACUCUGAAGAAAAGCCAAGCCUAUGCUGCUGAGGACAAGACUUCUGUGGAUGAACGCCUAAGCAUCCUGCUUAAAGGAAAAAUGAAGGUGUCAUAUCGAGGCCAUUUUCUGCACAACAUCUAUGCCAACUCAUUCAUUGACUCUCCAGAGUUCAGGUCCACUGAGAUGCAGAGAGGAGAGAAAUUUCAGGUGACCAUAGUGGCAGAGGAAAACUGUAAGUUCCUGUGUUGGUCUCGAGAGAGGCUCACGUAUUUCCUGGAAUCAGACACUUUCCUCAGUGAAGUGUUUAGACACCUCAUUGGAAAAGACAUCACAAAUAAACUGUACUCUCUGAAUGAUCCUACACUCAGUGAUAAGGCAGUGAAGAAGAUAGACCGCCAGCCCAGCCUGUGCUCCCAACUUUCUAUGAUGCAAAUGAGGAACAGCAUGGCAAGCACCAGUGACACAGAUGAUGUCUUGAACCAGAUCCUUCGAGGGGGAUCUGCUGGAUCGUCAUUCCAAAAAUCCCCUGGCAAGUCCUCCACUAAGAUGAAGCCUAUAGAGGAGGGGAUAGAGAAUGAUGUUUUUGAAGAACCUUUUCAGAGUCUGCCCAACACUUCCAGAGAGGAGGUGUAGAAGGAAAAGGAGCAUCCAUCAGAGGCUUUUCAUAGUGAGCCGCUUUAUUUAUUCUGACUGACACAAGCACCGCUUAUAUUCAUUUUUACACCAGUUAAUUCACAAACUACCAUGACCAUUAGAAUGUUUUUUUUUACAUUUGUGGCUUCUUUCCUUUUCUUCUACUCUGUAUUAUCUUCAUGAUAAAUACAAACAUUUGUUUGUUAUUACACUUUAAAGAGCAUCACAACUUCCAGCACAUUUUUCUGUGUGAUCUCAUGGAUUUUCUACUCUAUUAAACACAAUUUCAAUGUAUUUAGAAUGAAAUAAUAACUUAGAGUUCAUUAUUUGUCAUCGGCUCUAAACUUUGUAUUCAUUGUGUUUCACUUUACUGGCGGCAUAGUAAUGUGCUGCAGAUCCUGUAAAUUAAUUUAAUAAUUAAUAAUCAGCUUUUAGUUAAUAAGCAGUUGUCUAAAAUAUUUUACUAUAGCUUAUAUUAAUAUUCUGAUAUGUGUUUAGUGACAAAAGAGAAGUCUUUAGUCUUUUAGAAACAGAAUUUGUCCACCUGUGAAGCACAGGAGCAGCAUAAAGAGUCUGGUUCUCUAGGUAGGAGACCAGGGCAGAGGCUUUGGUGCUCUGAUCCCUGGAGACUUAAACGGGCGUCUGGGACAUGUAGCAACACCUCGCUAACAGGUAAGGAGCUGGAGGAAGAGGCUGAGCUAUGCUGGCUAGUAGUCAGACGCACUUCUACAUCCAAGUCAUCGAGGGAGGGGGAAAGGCCACUAUGAGCUGGAGGUGUCAUUGUUCAACUAGUGCUUUGUUUUUGGUUUUCUGUGCAAGUUACAGUUUGGUCAGAAUGAACUCACAGCAGAGAGGUUUACUUUACAGAGCUGAGUUCGGUUGAUGACUGAAUCUCAGAUCUCAGAUAAUUCCUAAUAACUAUAUGAUGAUCCCUAAUCCUUUUCUGGUCAUUUAUGUCAGUUUAUUAUAUUUUACUGACAGUGUAAACCUCAUAGAAUAAAAUGCUUUGCAUUUUGUAAAAAAGUUUGUAAUUAUUUCCACAAAUUAUAUAUAUAUAUAUAUAUAUAUAUAUAUAUAUAUAU
This is a messenger RNA of Nothobranchius furzeri (turquoise killifish), 2515 nucleotides long. The record is from RefSeq and is a predicted model, not a curated record. NCBI's taxonomy places the organism in Eukaryota, Metazoa, Chordata, Actinopteri, Cyprinodontiformes, Nothobranchiidae.